AUGCCGACCACAGAUGGAGCCGAUUGCGCCGAUGCCAAGGGGCCCCAACAUGGCCCGUAUCGCAGCUUUGCUUUGACAGCUUGGCGCGUCUUCGGCGUGUUUGCUGCCUUGUACUGCUUCCUGUUUGGGCUGGACUUGAUGGGCGUGUCCUUCAAGGCUCUGGGAGGCAAAGGCGCCGGAAAGCUAUUCACGAUCACGGAGAAUCCGAUCUCAGGGCUCAUGGUUGGCAUUUUAGCCACCGUGCUGGUGCAGUCAUCCUCAACCAGCACUUCCAUCGUCGUUGGUCUGGUCGCUGCAGGUCAGCUCGAUGUGCACAAUGCCAUUCCGCUGGUGAUGGGAGCCAACAUCGGGACUUCCGUGACAAACACGAUAGUCUCCAUGGCACAUGUUGGUGAGCGCAGCGAGCUGGAACGCGCGUUCUCCGGUGCGACCGUGCACGACAUGUUCAACAUGCUCAGUGUGAUCGUCCUGCUACCUCUUGAGGUCAUCGUCGGCGCCAUCCAGGGCGAAGGUGGUCCGAUCUACUGGCUGUCCAUGGGCAUGGCGGAUGCCAUCGUUAGCAAGUCGGAAGUUACUUUCCCCUCUCCAAUCAAGGCCAUUGUCGACCCCAUCGUCGACCAUUUCAUGGAUCCGGACAAAGCUGUAAUCAAGGCAUUGUCCCUUGGGCCACCCACAGCAGUUCCUGGCAACUUGGACUCGCAUGUGGAAGGUUCGAGCUCCUUCUGUGUGAGCAGCGCGAUGCACCAUGCCUGGGCCAAAGUCGACGAGGCCGUGCUGUCAUCCUGGGCGUCCUGUCCGCAGGAGCUCUGCGGGGAGGGCGCCAGAUGCUUGCAGAAUGCUGACAGCUUCUACAAAGAGCACAUCGAGGGCGGCGAGAUCAUUGCUUCUGGCUUUCUCAAGCCUUUGGGCGACGUGGCAGGUGGUGCGGUGGCGCUGGCGAUUUCGUUGCUGGCGAUCUGCCUCGCCCUCUUCUGCCUGGUGAAGCUGCUGCAUGCGCUGGUCCUCGGCAGGGCUAAGACGAUGAUCCUCCGAGCCACCUCGAUGAACGACUACCUGGCCAUGGCCGUCGGGGCAAUCCUCACCUUCGUGGUUCAAAGCUCCUCCGUAGUUACUUCCGCGCUGACGCCACUGUGCGGGCUUGGCCUGAUCAUGGUGGAGAAGAUGCUGCCGGUUACACUGGGUGCGAACAUUGGUACCACGUGCACAGCCCUGCUGGCCGCAGUCGCGGAGCUCAAGCACGAUGGUCUGCAGAUUGCUUUCUGUCAUCUGCUCUUCAACAUCUUUGGAAUUCUAGUCUGGUUCCCCGUUCCAUCAAUGCGCGGUGUUGUGAUAGGCGCUGCGAAGAUGCUGGGUUUCUAUGCCUCGUAUUGGCGGAUGGUGCCGCUGCUGUACAUCUUUGUCAUGUUUCUCGUGGUGCCAGGUGCGGCCCUCGGCAUCUCGCUGCUCUUCGGCGCGUCCCUGGCGGCUGGCAUCACCACGCUGGUUGCGGCCAUCGCUGGCCUAGCUGCUUUUUUGGUGUGGUGGAACACCGGAGGCUGCUACCGUGUCGUCUCUCGUGCUGAGCGGGAGGCGCGAGAGUUGGAGAAGAAGGCGGCAGCGCACCAGGCCGAAGCUGAUGCUGUGGUGAACAACGUGCACAACGUGGACAACUUGGAAGGGGUGGCGGCUGAGCCUGUACACCGUCCCGAAAGGGAACGCAGUGUAGCGCCCUGCAAAGCAGGGCACCCGGAGAUUUUCCACGACCAGGUGUUUACCCACUAUGCUUCGGUGGAGGCUGGCGCAGCGGAUAUUCUGCAAGCUCUGCGUCGCGCUCGCCGUUUGCUCGCAAUCCGUAUUGCUGCCUUUGCUACCCAUGCGCCGGCAGAUACUGCGGUCCUGGCGGAAGCAGAGUUUCGCAACUGGUAUGCCACGCUUGUUCACCUAGAUCGGAGCCCUCGCUUGGAAGAUGCCGCGCAGCUUGAGGCCGUUCUUUCCAAAGCAGACUUUCAGGCAAAUUGCCGCCGGCUUUUUUCAGGCCUGGCAAAGGGGGAUGCGCUGUCAGCCGGCGAAAUCCGGCAGGCCUUCGCGGAGGUGGCUCCGCCAGUCCUUUUCAGCGCCAUACGGCGGCGCAUUCUGCUCGGGCACAUAUCGGUGGCUGGCUUGAUGAGUGAGGUGAGGAGGUCUCCGCCGGAGGAUGGCGACGAGGCCGAAAUCGCCACUGGAUCCGCCGGGCAAACCCAGGCUGAGAAGAUCUCAGAACUCCUGGAAGUGAGCAAGGCGCAGGUGGCCGAGUUCCUGGCAGCCGUGACAUUGCCCGAGCAGGGCGCUGCCGACCGGAAUAGAAUCAAGCUGCCUGAGGAUGGUACUGGCUUCUCUCUGGAAGAGUUCGCCAUUGUCGUCUUCUUGUGCAAGCCGAUUGAGAAAAAUCUUGAAGAGCUCAUAGGAGAGCUGCCACCGGGCGAGCGUGACCGACCCUUAUCGUUUGAAGAAUUUCAGCGCUAUGUGGUCAAGGACAGCGAUCGACCCAGCCUGAUGCGGGCGCUGCCCAAAGCGAAGGCGAAAGCCUCGCCUGCCGCAAAGCGGCAGAGCGCUGCCGUGUCGAUGAAACCGCCCGGUGCAAAGUCAGCAGGUCUGUCUUCGCUGGGUGGGAUCCUGCCAGCAAAAUGCACUGCGGCAGAACUUCGAAUUGCCUAUGAGGCGUUAGAGCGGCCUGACCAAUGUGUGACCGUGAACUCUAUUUUGAAUUCGCUUUGCAACAUCUCCGACGUGUUGGCGAUCGACCGUCGAAACUAUCAGGGCGGCGACCGGAUCGUAUGCCGCGUGCGGCUGGGCAGCGAGCUGACGCCGCUUUCUGGCAAAAGCCCGGUCCUGGCCGUGGUGCCUUCCCGGCUGCUUUGGUGCGAGGAUGGCAAGAAUGGGUUCUGGCAGCUGGACGGCCAGAAGGUGAAGAGCUUUGCGCAGAUCGGAUGUAUCCCGCAUCCUCUUCCAGCAGGAUCUGCUUCUAUGAGAGAUUGUGUGGUGUGGCUGACAGCACCAUGGAACGUGAGCGGCCAUCGAGCCUAUGACGUGCGCCUCCUGCGUUCGGAGCAUCAGCGUGUGCCCCUCAAGCAGGUGGGGUCUUCUGUCAGCUUCGUUCUGCAGCCGCCGCAGCCGCCAGAGCCGGUGGUGGAGAAGGCUUUCAUGCAAAUCGGGGACACGAGCUGCAGUGUCUCCGUGGGGGUGAAGCCGCCUCUGGCGGCGAUCUACUGCCCUCCCAUUCAGAAGUACAUCCUGCACAUAGAGCCGGACCCACCCGCGAGACGAGAAGUUGUCGAGGCUUGUGCAGAGGGCUCCGCCACGCUGAAAGAAAGCAUCCAGACUGUGAAUGUCCAGAACCUGCGCUGCGGCGUACCGUACCGCUUCGCCACGCAGUGCGUGUACCAGGUGACCGACCAGGCGACUUCUGAGAUCAAGGAAGUCCACGGAGCUCGCAGCGAGCUUUGCGCCGCACAGACAACGCCCGUCGGCCCACUACCGCCAGACCCAGGCAGACCAGAUGUGCGGCUCCUUCCUGAUACGGGCCAGAUGGAGAUACUGGAGAUUCUGCUGCGUGUCCCUGAUGGUGCGGCAUCCGGCAGGCCUCACCACGAGGUUGAGUACCGAAAAGCAGGGGUGGAGGAAUGGAACAGGAUAGAUGACAGCAAGCUCUUCUUCAGCCACGAGCACAAGUGGGACGAGCAGCUCAAUAGCCUCGUAUCCUCAUGCCUGUUGAUGGGUCUCAAGCCAGUUCUUCCCGAGCGAAAUGGAGUGGAGUUCCGCGUCCGGCGGGCCAACGCAGCCGGGCUAUCGGCCUGGAGCAAGCCUUCGGGUGUGCUCACGCUGCGAACCAAAGAAGAGGAGGAUGAUGAUGCCCACCCGGAGCUUCAGGUUACCUCCCUGGACGUGUUCUCCAUGGUGCCGGCGCCGCUGCUGCCGGAGGGCGAGGGCAAGCCGAAGGAGAUUGGCAAGAGAGGCCUGCGCACGCACUGCCGCUUGCGAUGGAUCGAGGAUUGUCCUGACGCCAAGUACCAGAUCGAAGCGCGAGAGGAGAAGUUGCCCUUUCACGUCCAUUGGAGCAUCCUUCCCAUGUACCACCGGACGGAAACGAGUAAUGACCAGGUCUAUGGCGAAGUCUUGGUGUCAGGCUUGGAUCAGUUCCCGGCUUCGGAGCCCCUGACGCUGCGAGUGGUCAAGCUUUCUUCCAGAAAGGCUGAAAACAGUGUGCGCGCGACGCUGCGGAUCAGCGGCGUUUCCGGGAAUUCGGUUCCGCAGACGCUGGAGCUGGUGAGGACCUUGAUGGCGCCGGGAAGUAAGCUGCCUCUGGCCGAAGUGUCCUGGCCAGCGGAGAAGGAUUCCAGCCUCAAGGGCAUCAGCUAUGUCUUCGAGACCUCCUGGGAGCUGGCGGACCCGAGCCAAAGCCGUUCCGACUGGAAAACUCUGACCGCCCCAACUGCGGUGACGCAGGUGGAGAAUCCGAACAGCCCGACGGGGCUCGUGAACCUUGGCUUCGUUUACCUGCAGCUGCCGGAAGAAGCCGAAGGGACGCCCCGUUGCUGGCUGCGUGUGCGGAGCCAGGGCAACGACGGCCGCCUAAGCGACGCCUCCCCGGAGGCUGGGGUUGUGCAGCUGGCCGAUGCAAUCCGGGGUGGCGAAGCCCUGAGGCACAUCUCCAAAGGGGCUCCGAAGCGGCCGAAGCAGCUGAGCAUACGCACCGGCAACAGGAAGCUCUGGGAGGUUUCCUGGGAGCAAAGAGGCAAGCUGCCUUCUGAUGUGGUGUACGAGGCAGAAGUCUGCUUCCGGACAGAGGCGGAAACACAGGAGGAUGAUUGGAUGCCGGUGCGAGGUCUUUUCCUUCCGAGGAGGCAGGACGAUGGCGGGGCGGAAGGGGGCCACGUUACCACAGUCACCGCAGCCGUUACACUGAUGGAUGACGACGUCAUGCCGGAGGAGGCUUGGCGGCUGCGCGUCCGCGCUGCAGGUGGCAACUGGUCAACACCGACUGCCUGGCAAGAGCGGGAUGAUGGCCAAGAGGUGCUACUCCACAUCGGGAAGCCAGAAGUCAGGCACAAUGCCUGCUCCUACACCUUCGAGUUCCAUGUGGCCACGGAUGGAGAGAUGCCGGCCCAACUUCCACGAGCUAUCGGAUUCGAAGUUCAGGCGCAAGGCAGGAAGCGCGCAAGUGACGAGUUUUCGGACUGGGCUGGCGUGCGCAGCUUCUGCACCAUGCCGGAGCAGGUGGAAGACACCUCCACCGUCCUAGUGAGAGCCAUGGUGGAGCGGGGCGCGGCCGCGGACGCCAUCAAAGCCAGCCUCGGGUAUGAGGAAGGGCUCGAGGAGCUCCGUUUCCGGGUGCGGGGGUUCGGCCCGAGCGCCCACGGCGCUCCCUCGGAGCCCACGGAGGUCCUGCAGAUGUCCACCCAAGCUCUUCAGGGCAAGUCGCCGCCCCUGCCGGGCUUCCUUGGACGUGGCUUCUUCUUGCUGGAGGACCUGAAGAGCAAGAGGCUGACCCACUCGGAGAUCCUGCACCUUUCUUGGCCGAAGCCCGACCUGGACCUGGGCGACCUCAGCAAUGGCAUGCCCCCUUUGGAGUACAAGCUUGAGAAGCAGCACCAGGGAGGCGACGAGGAGGGAAACUGGGAGUCGGUACCCACUGCCAUGCUCUAUACCGAUCGCUCCUCGGACCUCAUGUCCGCCCUUGUCCCGAUGGAGCAGGAGAGCAUGGAGCCGGAGGAGUGCAAUUUCGAGCACGCCGAGCAAGAAUGCCGAUCCCUGCUCCAAACGAGCCCGAUCCCAACGGAGGCCCGAUUCAGGCUCUGCGCGGAUCGCCCAUCCAGUGAUGUCUUCAAGUAUGAGCCGGUCCAUUCUGAACCUUCGGACAUCUUUGCGUGGCAGCUGCCCAACGUUCCCACCGCGCUGCACGUCGUGGGCCAAUCCUACAACGUGGUCUGCCUGAUCUUCAACUGGCCACGGCUUUCGCAAGCCUCCGGAGGCCAGCUUUGGGCAUGUGUGGAGUCGCUCUCGUCUCUGGAGGACUCUGAGGAUGGCGAGACCAAGGGAGAAAGCGUCAUAGGUCUGGCCCCCUUGGUUUGGCAGCCUGCGAUCGAUCUUCAGCCUUUGUGCAAGCACUACGUGAGCCUGGAUGGUAUCAAGGAUACAGCGACAGCCAGUCAGCUGGUCGCCAAGGCUUGCGCUGCUGCCACGCGGGAUACCUGUGUGAGUUUGAUACCGCUGCCAGAAAGCUGCACUUCUGGUGCUGGCAUCCGGGUUCGUCUCCAGUUGUCUUGGAGGCAGGCUAUCCAUCAAAGUGUCUGGAGCAAGCCGUUUGUCCUCGAGGAGUUCACGCGUGCGCAGAAGGUACGCACACUGCAUCUUCAGUAUCCGGGUUGGAUGUGUGUCCUUCCCGGUCUGGAUGAGACAUCUGGCAAGUUCUUCCCACGCCUCGUGCUGCGCGAGACCGUCGCAGGGCAAGAUCCGCAAGAGACCACCCUCCUGGACGAGGCUAGCAGCGUCUUGGAGAACUUGCAGCUCAACUUCGAGGUGGUGCAAGGAGACCUGCCUGCCUGUCUUCUCCUCGAUGGCUGCACCGGCACUAUUUCCUGGAGGCAUGCGCUGGUGGACGAGGGAGCUUCGCAGAAGUCGAUGGAGUCAGUCAUGGACUCCUUCGCUAUCCAGGUCUCAGUGACUGACGAUUGGUCCCACGGCGAGCAGGGCUGGGAGGUUCCUUCCGCACUCUGCACCUCCACCGUGCUACACCUGGCCGCAGCGCCCAGUGUCUUCCGCGGCGACGACGCGGCCUGGGAGUUCAUUGGAGGCAUCCUCAAGGGCCCCGCUCUGGAGGUGCUCAGUGAGAGGGGCAUGGAGGCGCUGCUGGCGGCAGCUGAGCUUCUUCAGGACCAGGAGCUUCUCGAGGGCUUCGCGGACUUCUGUGAAGUCCUGGCUAGCGAUGUCGGGCUUCCUGCAUUCGAGAUCGUGAUGCGCAUCCUGGAGCUGCCCAGCGAGUACAUGGAGCAUGCCGCGGACAUGGACCCCGAUGCUUUCCUCGAUGUGAUCUGCAUUGCCUUGGAGGCCUCUGACAGCCUGGAGGAGGAGGAGGGAUCUCGAGACCGGCUGGAGUCCCAUGACGGCCUCGGCGACGUCGAUGGGUCCCAUGCCGACGCGCAGUCAGCUGACCACCUGGCUGAAGAAGAAGGCUUCUCGGAUUCCUCGGACGAGGCGCCGGCAGGUUUGGUUGGGCAAGUGCGCAGCGACCUGGGCCUCGAAGAAGGUGGUCUCACAGAUGAUGAUGAUGACAAGAAGAAGUCGGAUGAGCUUGCCAAAAGUCCCAGCACCUUGACAAGCUCUCCAUCGCAGAAGCAGCGGCCCUCCAUGUUUGCGGCCCUGGCCAAGUCCGUCGCAGCGUUGGGCGUCAGGCGCGGCUCCGUGACUGGCCGGCGGAACUCUGCCCUUGCUGGGAGGCGUGCCAGCCGCAUUCAACGUCGGGCUUCGCAGGUGAACUUACAUGUCGAAGAUGAUGGCUCUGAGCCCACGAAUUCCACGCAAAUGGGAAGGUUCCGAAGCAUUCGCCGCAUGUCCAGUCACGCGGCAAACAUCGAAGAGGGCUCUCCGAGCCACGGGACGAGGCUGAGGAGCGAGCGGCUUCAACGGAACGAGGUCGAGAUUUCCUACCCGACAUUGCUGCCGCUCUGGCCGGCCUUUGAAGAGCUGGAGUUUCAACCGCACGCACAUGCCAAGAAGAAGCUUCGCCGACGCUCCAUCCUUCACUCGGCCACAGCUUCGGGCGUCUUCGGAGAGGAGGCAAGUCACCAAAGUCCGCGUGAGGCACUGCCGCAGAACGUGAGGUACUCCAUCUCCCCAGGCCUGCCGCCCCACAUCUCCUUCGACGAGAGCACUGGGAUCAUCAAGGGAUGCCCAUUGAUGGAGCACGUAGCGGGCUGCACCUACACCAUCUCAGUGUGGGACCGAAGCAGCGAGGACCUGCUGGGCAAGUGUUCGGUGGCCUUCGCCGUGGCCCCUGCAGAGGUGGCGAAGCUCUGCAAUGCCGCCUUCACCUUCACACAGGAUGCCAGCGCGGCUCGGGAGGAGAACGGCUAUCCAGGAGGCGCUCCCUCGACCCCGUCGACGAGGUAG
Molecule: messenger RNA, 8124 nt
Organism: Symbiodinium natans
Lineage: Eukaryota; Dinophyceae; Suessiales; Symbiodiniaceae
Source: the annotation of a GenBank genome assembly